Messenger RNA from Syngnathus acus (greater pipefish), 3561 nucleotides. RefSeq names its product dishevelled associated activator of morphogenesis 1a (gene daam1a). Gene Ontology annotation, molecular function: small GTPase binding; actin binding. The transcript has 26 exons. Gene Ontology annotation, cellular component: stress fiber. Lineage: Eukaryota; Metazoa; Chordata; Actinopteri; Syngnathiformes; Syngnathidae. The record is from RefSeq and is a predicted model, not a curated record. Gene Ontology annotation, biological process: actin cytoskeleton organization. Bases 180 to 3080 code for a protein of 966 amino acids.
UCACAGAGACGGUGAGGAGCCGUCUGCUAGCUGCGUGGAUGUUGGUGGCAGGCAGCUGGAAAGGAGCGGUCGGAGGUGCCGGAGGUGCUGUGGUGGCCGGCAGAUGACGAGAGCUCUGCUGGCGAGGAUCUCCGGCACUGGGACAGACAGGCAAGCCUUUUCAGUGGGUGGCAGGGAACAUGACAUCUGAGGGGGGGCACCUGUUUGCCACUUUAUUCCCUUGCUGUUUCAAGAAGGAGCAUGCCGAAAUAAGCCACUUGCAGCACAAUGCCAGGGCAGCGGCGGCACUGGAGCCCACCUUAGCGAUGCCCCCCGCCCAAGAGCUGGACGCUAUGUUCACCGAGCUGGUGGAUGAACUGGACCUGACAGAGGAGCACCGCGCUGGAAUGUUUGCAUUGCCAGCGGAGAAAAAAUGGAAGCUUUACUGGAGUAAGAAGAUGGAGGUAGAAGAGAAUAAAGGAGCAACUAGCCUUCCAGAGUAUUAUAUUGACCAGCUCCAUUUAAUGGCCACUAGAAAGACCUUGCUGAUGAUGGAGGAUGAAGAAGAUCUGCGAAGACAAAGGCUUGUCGAAGGCCUCAAAACAGCUCUGAGGACACAACCCAUGAGGUUUGUCACAAGGUUUAUGGACCUGGACGGCCUAUCGUGUCUCUUGAACCUUCUCAAGUCGACGGACGACGAGACGACCGAGUCUCCCGUCCGCACGUCUUUGAUUGGCUGCGUCAAGGCUCUGAUGAACAACUCGCAGGGAAGAGCUCACGUUCUGGGACACGGCCAGAGCAUCGACGUCAUCGCGCAAAGCCUCGCCGCGGAAAACAUUAAAACCAAGGUUGCCGUUCUGGAGAUUCUGGGCGCAGUUUGCCUGGUGCCCGGAGGCCAUAAGAAAGUACUGGAGGCCAUGCUCAACUACCAGACCUUUGCCUCAGAGAGAACACGCUUCCAGACACUGGUGACGGACCUGGAUCGAGCCACAGGUCGCUACAGAGAUGAAGUGAACCUGAAGACUGCCAUUAUGUCCUUCAUUAACGCCGUGCUGAGCCAAGGACCAGGCGAGAGCAGUUUGGAGUUCCGUAUCCAUUUACGCUACGAGUUCCUGAUGUUGGGCAUCCAGACAGUCAUUGAUAAACUUCGCUCCCACGAUAAUGCCACUCUGGACAGACAUCUGGACUUUUUUGAAAUGCUGAGGAAUGACGACGAGCUUCAGUUGGCCAAACGUUUUGACCUUGUUCAUAUGGAAACCAAGAGCGCAAGCCAGAUGUUUGAGUUGAUCAGGAAACGUCUAUCGCACACGGAAGCGUACCCUCACCUCCUGUCUGCGCUACAGCAUUGUCUCAUGAUGCCGUUUAAGCAAAACAGUACCAUGAUUCAAUACUGGGUGUUGUUGGAUCGGAUUGUUCAGCAGCUGGUCCUGCAGACAGACAAAGGCGAAAAUCCUGACGUUGCUCCCUUGGAAGAUUUCAAUGUUCAAAAUAUCGUUCGAAUGCUAGUCAAGGAAAAUGAAGUCAGACAUUGGAAAGAUCAAGCAGAUGCAAUGAGAAAAGAUCAUCAGGCACUCAAACAACGCUUGGAAAAGAAAGAAAGGGAGUGUGAGGCCAAGAACAAGGAGAAAGAAGACAUGAUGACAAUGCUCAACAAGUUGAAAGACAAACUGGAGCGGGAGAGCAAUGAACACAAACAAGCCCAACAACAACUGGCCCAAGUGUCGGCGCGGCUGAGCCAACUCGCUUCUUCCAGUGUUCCGGGCGGCCCUCCGGUCACACCAGGAGGUUUGCUUCCAUCUCCUGCUCUUCCUCCACCUCCGCCCCCACCAACGUUUGGCAAUACUCCAUUUGCUCCUCCACCACCACCACCUCCACCGCCUCCUCCUCUAGGAGCUCCUCUCGGAAGUAUAAGGCAGAAAAAUAUUCCGCAGCCAGACAACCCAAUGAAGUCCUUCAACUGGAGCAAGCUUCCUGAGAGCAAAAUAAAAGGCACCAUCUGGACAGAAAUUGACGACCUGGAGGCAUUCAAAGUCCUGGAUCUUGCAGAAUUCCAGCAGACGUUCUCAGCUUACCAGAGGCCACAAAAAGAAAGCGAUGACGACAACGCCGUGGUCAAGAGAGUCAAAGAGCUUUCUGUGAUCGACGGUCGCCGAGCGCACAACUGCAACAUUCUCCUUUCGCGGCUAAAACUGACAAAUGGGGAAAUUCGCUCCGCAAUCCUAUCCAUGGACGAACAGGAAGAUCUGCCAAGAGACAUGCUGGAACAGCUUCUAAAAUUUGUUCCUGAAAAAAAUGACAUUGAACUGCUGGAGGAACACAAGCACGAACUGGAGCGGAUGGCCAAAGCCGACCGCUUCCUCUUUGAAAUGAGCAGGAUCGACCACUACCAACAGAGACUUUUGUCUCUUGACUUGAAGAAAAGGUUUGCUGAAAGGGUGGCUGACAUCAAACCCAAAAUCAAAGCUUUGCGCGCCGCAUCCAGGGAGGUGACCCAGAGCCAAACGCUGCGGCAACUCUUGGAAGUGGUUCUGGCCUUGGGCAACUACAUGAAUAAAGGACAGCGGGGAAACGCUUGCGGAUUCAAAGUUUCCAGUUUAAACAAGAUUGCCGACACCAAGUCGAGCAUUGACAAAAACCUCACUCUGCUCAACUACAUUGUCACCGUGUUGGAGAAAAGGUUCCCUGGCUUUGUGGCCCUGAGCCAAGAGUUGCGAAAUGUGCCAGAAGCUGCAAAAGUCAAUAUGAAAGAAUUGGAGAAAGACAUGAACAAUUUGCGAUCCGCCAUCAAAAGUGUCGAAGCGGAACUCCAGUACCAGCAAAGUCAAAGCUCUUUAGGCUCAACGGAUAGAUUUGUUCCUGUGGUCACGCAGUUCCUUACUGUGGCAUCCUUCACGUUAUCUGAAGUGGAGGAGUCCUAUGUUGAGGCAAAACAUCUGCACUACAACACUUUGGAGAAGACUCGGCCAAGCUGGAGCCCGACGAAUUCUUCGGCAUCUUCGAUACGUUCCUCUCGUCUUUCUCGGAGGCCAAACAGGCCAACGAGGACGUGGCCCGACGCGAGGAGGAGGAAGAAAAACGCAAACUCCUGGAGGCCAAGAUGAAGAGAGAGCGGGAGCAGAAGGCAAAGAAAUCUCAAGUCAAUGUGCAAGGAGACGAGGGAGGUGAAUUUGAUGACUUGGUGUCCGCACUUCGCUCCGGCGAAGUGUUUGACAAGGACCUCUCCAAAAUGAUUCGCAAAAGACAUCGGCGACAAGAAACUGUCAGCAACAACCGGGAGAGACCGGCGACAAAGCUCUACCGGUGACGUGUGACUGAAGAGCAACCGCCAGCAUCUCCUUCAAGUUCCUGCUAUACUAUAGUAUGGGACAGUAUGGGACCAUGCGGUCGCAGGGGCGCCACACGCCUAUGUAGCCGUGUCCGUCGUAACCUGUCUCGCAGUAUUGGAAUAUCAUUUGUUUGAAAUUUGAUUUGCCUGUCUUUCAACUCGAGCUUUGACCAAGAACAAAGAGCACCUGCCAAGGGAUUUCUCCAUACAAUUGCAAAGCCCAUAUAGAAUGAUGAUUAAAAGUAUUCAAAUAUAGA